Onthophagus taurus is the source of this 2188-nucleotide messenger RNA. The record is from RefSeq and is a predicted model, not a curated record. NCBI's taxonomy places the organism in Eukaryota, Metazoa, Arthropoda, Insecta, Coleoptera, Scarabaeidae.
AGCAAGGAGUGAAAAUCAAGCCAAGUUGGAUUUCACACGCAUCAGGCGUAAACAAUCUAUCGGGCCGUGGCGCCACGCUUUACCCUGUUCACAUUAAGCCGCGUUGACAUGGGUUGUGAAUCACGAACAAGAGGCACCCGCGUGGUAACACGAAUGUAAUUAUUUCACGACUGUGGUCAUGCCUCUUUCGUGAAACGGGUUUACACGGUAGGUAUUUGCUUCAGUCGCGAAUAUGCAGUGCUUGGUGGCAGAAGCAUGUCAAGUUUUGUGUGGUGUGAUAGCAGACAGGAUUUCACAAAAUUUGGCAAGAAAAAGAAAGAAAAGACGAUGGUGGACAAGGAAAUGGAUUCUACAAAGAAGUCAUACUAGUUUAAUGAAAGACAUCUCCAAGUACCCUGAAGAUUUUAAAAAUUUGCUUAGAAUGUCGGAACACCAUUUUAAUUAUUUAUUGGAACUCGUUAGCCCCAAAAUUCAAAGAAAAUCCACUAAUAUGAGAGAAGCUCUAUCGGCCAAAUUGAAACUGCAAAUAACACUUCGAUAUUUAGCUACUGGAGACUCUUUUAAAAGUUUAGAAUAUUUAUUUAGAGUACCCAAAUCAUCGAUAAGUAAAUUUAUAGAAGAAGUUUUAGAUGCAGUGUGUGAUGCUCUAAAAGAAUUUAUCAAGGUAAGUAAAAACGUUAUUUAAUUCCAAACGGUAUUCUUAUUAUUGGUAUGGCAACUAGACUUUCCUCUAAAUUCUCGUAUAGUUUUCGUAGGCUCAUGGGGGGCACAUUUAAACUAUAAAAUAUUUUAAACAGAAAGGUAAUAAAAAGUCAUGGUUUGCAAAACAUAUAUUUCCCAAAGCAAAUACAUAGAAGUAUUUGUAUGUUUAUUUGUAAGUACAUUUGCUAAUUGCGCAUGGCCGAAGUUAACUCAGAGAUCAAAUGAUCCUGUAUAUCUUCUGCAGCUGAAAAAACAGAAUCUUGAGUCCAGUUUUGAAUAUUUUCAAUCGAUGGUGGUCCACUUUGAAUACUUUCCGAGUUUGUAGUCGAAUUUGUAAUGAAAUUUGAGUUCUGUGAGUACGCGCUGGAGAGUAUUGAAUAUGUGGGAAUUGUCGGUUUCAAAAUCAUAGAAACUAUUUCCGAUUGUAGUUGUGAUGAUCGAUCUAGUGGUAGAGUUCGUAAAAGAGAAGCAAUAUAUUUUCCAAAAUGAUCGAAACAAUCUUCUUUUGAUACACUGGCAUUAGCAGCUCUUUUAGAAAUAUCAUCUAGUUUGUCUAUCGCAGAAUUAAUGUCACCAGCAGGUGUCGAACAUAGCUUCUUUUUACGAGGUGUUGUUGUAGAAGUGUGUAGAAACUUUCUUUUUAAAGAGUCGUUUUGGCAUUGCGUUUCUUUAGAUGUGGAUGGUUGUUCUUCGUUCAAUUGUUGAGAUGCUAUUGCAUUAUCUUCAGGUGCCCAGUGAAGAAAAUCAAUGGCUAGAUAUAAUUAAUGGAUUUCAAACUAAGUGGAACUUCCCAAAUUGCAUUGGGGCACUAGAUGGCAAACAUAUAGUUAUAAGAGCGCCGCAUAAAACUGGGUCCGAUUAUUUCAAUUAUAAACAAUCGUUCAGCAUAAUUUUGCUUGCCUUAGUUGAUCAUAAUUAUUGUUUCACAUAUAUGGAUAUAGGAGCUAAAGGCAGGGCAUCAGAUGGGGGUGUGUGGCGAAACUGUAGCCUCAAUGAAGCUAUGGAGGCAAACAUACUGAAUAUACCUCCAAAUGCAGUUAUUGUUGCUGAUGAUGCAUUUCCUUUAACAACAUCUCUACUCAAACCAUACAGUAAACGAACAUUAUCCAGAGCUAAACGUAUUUUCAAUUAUAGGCUGUCUAGAGCAAGACGUAUUUCUGAAAAUGCAUUUGGUAUACUAGCGUCAAAAUUUAGAAUAUUUGAAAGGCCAAUUACCGUAGAUUUACAAACAGUUGAUGAAAUUGUAAAAACCUGCUGCUCAAUACAUAACUGGCUUCGAAAAACUGGUAACUGUUAUGUGCCAGCUAACCUAAUUGAUUCUGAAGACGAAAACUACAAUGUAAUUCCGGGAACUUGGCGGCAAAUAAGCAGUUCUGGUCUUAUAGACAUUACUGCGACACAUGAUAGACACCCGAACAGAUCAGCAUUGGUAAAAAGAGAUGAAUAUUGCAACUACUUUAACCAUGAGGGAGCAGUUCCUUGGUAA